GGUCGUUGAUUGUUUUGAUAAAACAGAAGGGCGGAAUCUACCGCAAACUUCUCCUCAUUGCUACUAAACAUCAGCACAUAUUUCACUCAAACUGUCUGAAACAUGACGGGAACGGAGGACACACAAACCAGCUACGAAGGAUCGUUUGGUGCUAAAGAAGCAGAGGCCAUUGUUAAAGAGAGUGUAGAUGCUACGAUCGGAGGAGAGGACUAUAACAAAGACCAGGUCAACAAAUGGACAGCGGCCAUUUUGGAACGCUGCAUCAGUGACCUGUGCAAACUGGGCAAACAGUACAAGUAUAUAGUGACAUGUGCAGUGACUCAGAAAACUGGAGCUGGACUUCACGCAGCGAACUCCUGUUUCUGGGACACAGCUCUGGACGGCAGCUGCACUGUCAAAUGGGAAAACCGCACCAUGUAUUGCAUCGUCAGUGUCUUUGCUUUGUCUAUCGCUUAAAACAAAACAAAACAAAAUAUAAACGUUUAUUUAUGUUUCAAACUGCAGUAAAAUCACAUUACAUGCAUGAGAGCACGUGACUGGUUGACGCAAUGCCCUCUGAGAUCAACAGGGGGCGCUAUAGUGCCACAAAUGCAACGCCUUAAAGUGGACUUUUUUUUUUUUUUUUGCCUUUUUCAAUAAUGCCAAUAAGAAAUAGAUAUGUUUCAAUUUCUGCUUAAAAUCUGUUAUUAUGUCACUGUUCUGAUGUAUCUGCUGUUGUGGGCCAAAUAAAAAAACACAUUUGU
Messenger RNA from Periophthalmus magnuspinnatus, 743 nucleotides. RefSeq names its product dynein light chain Tctex-type 1-like. The record is from RefSeq and is a predicted model, not a curated record. Gene Ontology annotation, molecular function: dynein intermediate chain binding. Bases 103 to 456 code for a protein of 117 amino acids. Gene Ontology annotation, cellular component: cytoplasm; cytoplasmic dynein complex; kinetochore. The transcript is spliced from 5 exons. Gene Ontology annotation, biological process: microtubule-based movement. Lineage: Eukaryota; Metazoa; Chordata; Actinopteri; Gobiiformes; Gobiidae.